Symbiodinium pilosum is the source of this 984-nucleotide messenger RNA. The record is from the annotation of a GenBank genome assembly. NCBI's taxonomy places the organism in Eukaryota, Dinophyceae, Suessiales, Symbiodiniaceae.
GUAGCAAUGGCUGCCUUUGAAUCGACACUGGCCGCCUUUUGCCAGGAAGUCUUGGGCAUGAAGUUGGACUUCAACAGCAUCUUGGUGCUGGAAUCAUCAACUGCACAGAAGUUCUCCAAACAUGUGGUGGUACAUGGUUUACUCCAGGAAGAUGGCAGCAAGGUGCCCUUGGCCUUUGCUAAUAAUGCGCAGGCUGGCUUACUCGUCAGCGAGCUGAUGAAUUAUGCUAGGGCGCAUCGUGAAGGCAGCUCGUCAAAGCACUUGUUUGUUGAGUCCCCGAAAGCAGAGACGACUGACCGCCGAGAGACAGCCGUGAUUGACGAGUCGGUUUACAGCCGAAAUCGAUCCUUUCGCCUGCUUUUCCAAUCCAAGUUCGGAAAAUCCCGGCGCUUGGACUUGGACAAAGUCUCAGCGGCCCGAUUCUUCGACCGACUGCCGCAUCCAAGCCGCGCACUUCUUGAGACCAUGGUGACAUUCGUGCCACCAAAGACUGAGAUUUUCCGCCAUGCGCUUAUUCCCGAAGGCUUUGGCCAUAUGGACACACAAGCCAAGCGAGUCCAUCGUGGUGGAUCCGUAGUUGUGCGCGGCUCGGAUGGCAAAGUGUCACUAGCCCUACAAGACCCGCUGCUGAACCAUCUGGUACGAGAAUGGGAUAGAGUUCGGGCAACCCAAGAGAAAGCAUCCUUCCCUCCAACCGGAGUCCAAUCUUGCGUGGAGAUGGAUGCUCGCUUCAUGACGGUGACUUUGGUGAACAAUCGCUUUUGCUACUGCAAGGGCUCUUCUCACGUCUCCAAUCAUGUCUACAUGGUGGUCGACACAGAACGACGUUUGUUCUACCAGAAGUGCUUCGAUCCUGACUGUCGUGGCUUCCAAUCGCCUGAGCUCCCAAUCCCUGCCUGGAUACUUGACAACGCCCAGGAGGAGGAGGACCUUGCCAAUCUGCUGAACAGUGCUGAGUGGGAAAGAUUCGAGAAACAAGCAGAA